Ilex paraguariensis (yerba mate) is the source of this 288-nucleotide messenger RNA. NCBI's taxonomy places the organism in Eukaryota, Viridiplantae, Streptophyta, Magnoliopsida, Aquifoliales, Aquifoliaceae. The record is from the annotation of a GenBank genome assembly.
AUGAAGAGGCUCUCUGAUGUGUUGGGUCUGUUGACAUCUCGACAACCAAGCUGUCCGCAGUUAUAUAUUUAUAGCUCUGCUGACAAAGUCAUUCCUGCUGGGUCUGUGGAAUCUUUUGUAGAAGAGCAGCGGAGGACUGGGCGUGAGGUUAGGGCUUGCAACUUCAUCUCCACACCCCACGUUGAUCAUUUCCGAAACGACCCAAAAUUGUAUACUUCGCAGCUUGCUAAUUUCUUGGACGAUUGCGUCCUAACUUGUUGCAAAAGCUCUUCUUACGAAUACUGCUGA